This is a messenger RNA of Malaclemys terrapin pileata, 2169 nucleotides long. It is a transcript of the gene GPR63, whose product is annotated as G protein-coupled receptor 63. Gene Ontology annotation, biological process: G protein-coupled receptor signaling pathway. Bases 564 to 1823 code for a protein of 419 amino acids. Gene Ontology annotation, molecular function: G protein-coupled receptor activity. The record is from RefSeq and is a predicted model, not a curated record. NCBI's taxonomy places the organism in Eukaryota, Metazoa, Chordata, Testudines, Emydidae. The transcript is spliced from 3 exons. Gene Ontology annotation, cellular component: membrane.
GCGUUGAGUCUGUUUGUCCAGCAGCAGCAGCAGCAGAUCCAUCCUCAAAGCAAUGGGGAAGGUUGCUCUGAGCGGGGCGCAGGCGGGCUACCCUGAGGCAGAGACAGCAGCCCCAGCUUGCAAGCAACGCGCCUCGCGGGCUGCCUGUGUUGCCUCCUCCUGCUCCCAGCUUUGAACCUUUUGUUUUCUCCAGUCGGGGGGCAGCGAGCUGCUGCUGCUAUGUCGGGAAAGUUCCAGGAGGCAUCGGAUCAGGCCAGGCUUUUGCUCUGCCGGGAUCUGCAAGGCGCGGUGUGUGUUCUGAGGCUGCUUGAAAAGGGAAGAUUCUGCUGAACAUCAGUGCAUGCAACCUCACGAAGAGCACCGAAAGAUGACUUAUUCAGACUAUUCCUUAUUCUGUUCAAGGGAUCCUGCCUGGAUUGGCAUAAAUAUUGGCAUGAAAGUUGGAGCUCUGCUGUUUUCAGUUGUGUAAUCCUGAUUUGGUCCAUGGCCAAGGAACAUGAUACUACCCUUACAAGCUGAAAUGCCUUGAGGACCUUGGCUCUGCAUUCAUUCCUCCCGAAGCAAUGGUUUUCUCCGCAAUGUUGACAUCUGCCCACUCUAGGACAUUGAAUGCUACUUUUAUUGUCUAUGAAAACGCCUAUAUGAAUUUUACCACUCCCCAAUUUUUGCUUCAUAGUGGCACAACACAGCCAUUGAAUCACAGUUCAGGGGCCAUGGUCACCACUGAGAUAAGUACUUUACUAGUGAACCCUACAGCUAUCCUCCCAACACAAGAAGUUUUCAAGAGCUUGAGUCUGCCACUCCAGAUCAUUCUUUCUGCUGCUAUGAUAUUUAUACUGUUGGUUUCUUUUCUUGGAAACUUUGUUGUCUGCCUCAUGGUCUACCAGAAAUCUGCCAUGCGAUCUGCAAUUAACAUUCUCUUAGCAAGCCUGGCUUUUGCAGACAUGUUGCUUGCAGUGCUGAACAUGCCUUUUGCUCUGAUAACCAUCAUUACGACGCGAUGGAUUUUUGGAGAUCUCUUUUGCAGAGUCUCUGCCAUGUUUUUCUGGCUGUUUGUCAUAGAGGGAGUGGCCAUCCUACUCAUUAUUAGCAUUGAUAGAUUCCUUAUUAUAGUUCAGAGGCAAGAUAAGCUGAAUCCUUACCGUGCAAAGAUCCUCAUUGCUGUUUCAUGGGCUGCAUCCUUUGUUGUGGCUUUUCCAUUAUCUGUGGGGAACCCAAACCUGCAGAUACCUUCUAGAGCACCUCAGUGUGUUUUUGGCUACACCACUAGUCCUGGCUACCAGGCAUAUGUAAUACUAGUUGUACUAAUUUCUUUUUUUAUUCCAUUCAUGGUGAUGCUAUACUCUUUUAUGGGCAUACUCAAUACCGUACGCCACAAUGCAGUUCGUAUCCACAGCCAUCCCGACAGCAUAUGCCUCAGCCAGGCUAGCAAGCUUGGUCUCAUGAGCCUUCAGAGACCUUUUCAAAUGAACAUUGAUAUGAGCUUUAAAACUCGUGCCUUCACAACCAUAUUGAUUUUGUUCAUUGUUUUCAUAGUCUGUUGGGCGCCCUUCACCACCUACAGCCUUAUUGCCACAUUCAACAGUCACUUUUACCACAAGCACAACUUUUUUGAGAUAAGCACUUGGCUCCUUUGGCUCUGCUACCUCAAGUCUGCACUGAACCCGUUGAUUUACUACUGGAGGAUUAAGAAAUUUCAUGAUGCAUGCUUAGAUUUAAUGCCCAAGUACUUCAAGUUUUUGCCACAGUUUCCUGGUCACACAAGAAGACGCAUUCGGCCAAGUGCCAUCUAUGUGUGUGGGGAGCACCGGUCGGUUGUGUAAAAUUGCAGCUAUUUGACAUGAUGAUUAUUUUCUGGGAUUAUUUGUUUUUAUGUAAUUGUUUUAUUUUAAUAUGGCUCCUUCAACUGCCAUAUCUUAUAACUUGAGUAUGUUUUCCAAUAUCUUGUUCAAUUUUAAGGAAGAACGUGAUUGAUUAGAACUGGGUUUACUGUCAGAAACAUUAUAAACAAAAUUACAAAUAUUACCUCCCAGGAUUCAGUGGAAACCCAGACUAUUUUUUAUUACAUUUCUAAUAUUUUGUCAGUUUUCUGCUUAUUAAGCCUGCAAUUGCAUCUAAUUGUAGGGUUUUUUAUGCUGCUAUGGUACAGUAUAUUUAGUUGGUGUAAUU